Messenger RNA from Siniperca chuatsi (mandarin fish), 1223 nucleotides. RefSeq names its product methylmalonyl CoA epimerase (gene mcee). Gene Ontology annotation, molecular function: methylmalonyl-CoA epimerase activity. The transcript has 3 exons. The record is from RefSeq and is a predicted model, not a curated record. Bases 12 to 626 code for a protein of 204 amino acids. Gene Ontology annotation, cellular component: mitochondrion. Lineage: Eukaryota; Metazoa; Chordata; Actinopteri; Centrarchiformes; Sinipercidae. Gene Ontology annotation, biological process: L-methylmalonyl-CoA metabolic process.
CUCCACUAGCCAUGGUUUCCCCCACAUGCGUGACGGACGGUGUCGCAGGUAAACAGGCUCACCGAGAAACUCUUCCGCUGCUGUUUUGGUUCCGAGAUACAAACAUGGCGUCCGCCGUGCUGAAGGUUGCAGUGGCAGGUCUUUCCAGAUGUUCUCGUCUCACACUCCUGAGGACACAUUCAACGACAGCACCCCUCCAUCAGGGCGUUCCUGGAUCGCUGUGGAAGCUGGGGAGGCUGAACCACAUUGCCAUUGCUGUCCCUGACAUGGAGACGGCCACAGCUCUGUAUCGGGACGUGCUGGGGGCCACAGUGAGUGACAAGGUGCCCCUGCCCGAGCACGGAGUCUACACAGUGUUUGUGGAGCUUGGCAACACUAAGCUGGAGCUGCUUCAUCCGCUGGGGGAGAAGAGCCCAAUCGCUGGCUUCUUACAGAAGAACAAGUCUGGAGGGAUGCACCACAUUUGUAUUGAGGUAGACAACAUUAACGCUGCAAUAGCCGACCUGAAAGCAAAGAACAUCAGAACUCUGUCAGCAGAGCCCCUCAUAGGUGCUCAUGGGAAACCAGUGAUGUUUCUCCAUCCUAAAGACUGUGACGGUGUGCUGGUGGAGCUUGAAGAAGCAUGAACACCUCAGUCUGACAGGGACUGUGGGAGCUGUUAAUUCACAUUAAUAUAUUCCACAGUCAGUUUAAUAAUCACUGAGAACAAAUGUUGAUUUUCUAAUAUUGUUCUUAUGGCACUGAGGUUUUGAUCUUCCCAUUUCAGAAAGGUGCCUCAAAGUUUUUCUUCCAGUUCUGUUUCAGAGCCUUUCUUGACUUUCCUGUUUUGUUGGGAAGACAUUAUGGUGUGAUGUGUGUUUUGGCAGUUUCCAUAAAGUGUAAUGUUCAGUGAAUGUCCAUUUGCAUUUGAGUUCACUCCACUAUCCUCUAGUAGAAUGACCACAUACAGUAUCCAGUGCAUGCUGCAGUAGGAAAGAAAUAAUAUUUAGAAUGCAGUUCCAGCUGAUGAGUUCUCCCUAAUACCUAAAAAGGGGACGAUAGAUCAAAUGGCAGUGUUGUGUUUAAUGUAAUUUUAAUACAGAAUUUGGGAUGUUUGGUAAUUUUUAACCAUAACACAAUUUAUUUUUACAUGAUCUACAACUCAUGCAGUUUUAAUUUCACUGUAUUGAUGCAGAUUCCAAAAUGAAAAGGGUUGAAUUAAAUUUACAUUUUUGGAUAUUUUA